Messenger RNA from Hevea brasiliensis (rubber tree), 2235 nucleotides. RefSeq names its product glutathione reductase, chloroplastic. The coding region runs from base 135 to 1808 and encodes 557 amino acids. NCBI's taxonomy places the organism in Eukaryota, Viridiplantae, Streptophyta, Magnoliopsida, Malpighiales, Euphorbiaceae. Gene Ontology annotation, cellular component: cytosol; mitochondrion. The transcript has 11 exons. Gene Ontology annotation, molecular function: NADP binding; glutathione-disulfide reductase (NADPH) activity; flavin adenine dinucleotide binding. Gene Ontology annotation, biological process: cellular response to oxidative stress; glutathione metabolic process; cell redox homeostasis. The record is from RefSeq and is a predicted model, not a curated record.
ACUGAGGAGGCCCCACGUGAUGAACGGUCUACAAUACGAAACCAUCUUCUUUUUUUAAGGCUGGCAUAAGGUAUAUUUAUGGCAGCUAAAAGAAGUGCAAAAGAACUACGCAGACCUUCCUUCCCCGCCCAAAAAUGGCUGCAGCUACUUCUCUUACUACUCCUAAGCUUUCCUCUCCUACUCUCCAAUCCCUCUACCGGAACUUCCCAAUCGCAAUCCCUUUCUAUUCCUCCUUUCUCUUUCUUCCCAAAACCCUAUCCUCUAUCCCUCCUCGCCGCCUUUCUCUCUCUCCCUCCCAUCUUCAUCGCCGCCUUUUCACUGUUCGCUCUGACUCCGAUAAUGGCGCCGAACCCGCUCGCCGCUACGAUUUCGACCUCUUCACCAUCGGCGCUGGAAGCGGAGGUGUCCGUGCCUCCCGCUUUGCUGCCAAUUUCGGUGCUUCCGUUGCUAUUUGUGAGCUACCGUUCUCCACCAUCUCUUCCGAGACCACUGGAGGCGUUGGUGGCACGUGUGUCCUUCGUGGGUGUGUACCAAAGAAACUGCUUGUUUACUCUUCAAAAUAUUCUCAUGAAUUUGAAGAGAGCAAUGGUUUUGGAUGGAAAUAUGAGAUUGAACCGAAGCAUGACUGGAGCACUUUGAUGGCUAAUAAAAAUGCUGAGUUGCAACGCCUUACUGGUAUCUACAAGAAUAUUCUAAAGAAUGCUAAUGUCACAUUAAUUGAGGGGCGUGGAAAGAUUGUGGACCCACAUACAGUUGAUGUUGAUGGAAAAAUCUAUUCAGCAAGACACAUCCUGAUUUCAGUUGGGGGGCGGCCCUUCAUUCCUGAAAUUCCUGGAAGUGAAUAUGCGAUAGAUUCAGAUGCAGCACUUGAUUUGCCCUCAAAGCCUGAGAAAAUUGCAAUAGUCGGUGGAGGCUACAUUGCCUUAGAGUUUGCUGGUAUAUUCAAUGGUUUGAAAAGUGAGGUCCAUGUAUUUAUACGGCAAAAAAAAGUAUUAAGGGGCUUUGAUGAAGAGAUCAGAGAUUUUGUUGCAGAGCAAAUGUCUCUAAGAGGAAUUGAGUUCCACACAGAGGAGCCACCCCAGGCUAUUAUUAAAGCAGCAGAUGGUUCCCUGUCACUGAAGACCAACAAAGGAACAGUCGAAGGCUUCUCACAUAUUAUGUUUGCAACAGGGCGUAGGCCUAACACGACGAACUUGGGAUUGGAGACAGUGGGGGUAAAAAUGGACAAGAAUGGAGCAAUAGAGGUUGACGAAUACUCGCGCACAUCAGUUCCUUCCAUUUGGGCAGUUGGAGAUGUUACAGAUAGGGUGAAUUUGACUCCAGUUGCUUUGAUGGAAGGAGGGGCAUUGGCAAAAUCUCUGUUUCUGAAUGAGCCAACAAAACCUGAUUAUAGAGCAAUUCCAUCUGCUGUGUUUUCCCAGCCACCAAUUGGACAAGUUGGUCUCACUGAAGAGCAGGCUAUAAAAGCAUAUGGUGACAUCGAUAUUUUCACAGCAGACUUCAGGCCUUUGAAGGCCACUCUUUCAGGGCUUCCAGAUCGGGUUUUCAUGAAAUUAAUAGUCUGUGCAAAGACGGACAAAGUUCUGGGGUUGCACAUGUGUGGAGAAGAUGCACCAGAAAUUGUGCAGGGGUUUGCUGUUGCUGUCAAAGCUGGCUUGAAAAAGGCAGACUUUGAUGCUACAGUGGGUAUUCACCCAACAGCAGCGGAGGAGCUUGUCACAAUGAGGACUCCUACACGGAAGGUCCGAGCUGAUCUUCGAUCUGAGGGAACAACAGAUCAUGAAGUUAAAGCUACAGCAGGUGUUUAGUUUGGAUCGUGCUGUAUCAUCCAGCAGCUCCUUUAUGGUAGCACUCUUAAGAAAUUGCUGGUGAAAAAUCUGCCUGUGAAACGGUUGAGCGAGUCCUUGGAUGCUGACAAUAAUUCUACUGUUGACUGAUGAGGAUUCAUGAAUAACGGAGUUGUUUCUGUUGGAAAGCAUUGAGGGGAAAUGACCACUUGAGCAAAAGAGAAAGGGUGCCUUUGGAACGAACAUAUAUAUAUAUAUAUGUUGCAGGGUUUGCUUGUAAUUUUUGGCUUCCGAACAUAAGAAUCAGCAGGAAUUGUGAAUCCAGAAUCAGAUCCAUUGCAGAAAUAGUUUUGGGUCAUCGUUUCCUUUUUGCUUUGUAAUUGUAUACCCUGAGAACACACAGAUGUAUAAUUUCAUUUGGUAUUGCAUUUUGCCUUUUCUUUUGUAA